CCGAGCACUGCCCGAGCGCCGAGGCCGCCGCAGAGCGGGGCAGCAGCCGCCGCCGGGCAGCGCCGCGCUCUCCUGCCCGCCCGCUCCCGUCCUGGGGAAGGAGCGAGCCCGGGCCAUGUCCUCCGCGCGGGGCUUCAUCUCCGGCUACUUCUGUCUCGUCAGCAAGGCGGCCGCCCGCCGUUCUCCGCCGCUCUGUCAGCGGGCGACGGGGAUUUCCUCCUCUUCCUCGCCGGGGCUGCCGCUGCUCGGCGGUGCCCGCCGGCGCCUCCUCGCCCUGCGCGGGACGAGCCUCGCGGCAGGGCGGGGUGCAGCAGGGGCCGGGCCGUGCGCGCCGCGGCUGCGGGGCAGCGGCGGGCCGGGCGCGGCGGGCGAUGGGUUCCGUCCCUCACGGGUGGCGGUAGUGGUGAAGACGACGCGGUACGAGUUCGAGCAGCAGCGGUACCGCUACGCUGGGCUCUCCGAGGAGGACCUCAAGCAGCUGCUUGCCUUGAAGGGAUCUAACUACGCUGGUCUGCUGGAGCGGCAUCGCAUUCAUACAAAAAACGUGGAACAUGUUGUAGACAGUUUACGGAACGAGAAAAUAGAAGUUCGCCUGGUUAAACGUCGAGAAUAUAAUGAAGAGACUGUUCGGUGGGCAGAUGCUAUUAUAUCAGCAGGAGGUGAUGGUACGAUGUUGUUGGCAGCCAGUAAGGUCUUUGAUAAAUUUAAACCAGUUAUUGGAGUAAAUACUGAUCCUGAAAGAUCGGAGGGUCACUUAUGCUUGCCUGUGAGAUAUACACGCUCAUUUCCUGAAGCACUACAGAAGCUUUACCGUGGUGAGUUCAGGUGGCAGUGGCGGCAAAGAAUCCGACUGUAUCUUGAAGGAACUGGUAUCAACCCAGCCCCUGUGGAUUUACAUGAACAGCAGCUAAGCCAAGAGCAGCACAGCAGGGCUCACAUAAAUGAAAGAUUGCAGGAUCAAAGAUCUGACAUUUCUGGCCCACAUCUUUUACCAGUGAGAGCACUCAAUGAAGUCUUCAUUGGGGAAUCUCUUUCAUCCAGGGAGAACUUUAAGUCCUGCAAACCCAGUUUUAAAUUCUCGCUUCAUAGGGCCUCCUAUUAUGAGAUAUCAGUUGAUGAUGGUCCUUGGGAAAAGCAGAAGAGUUCAGGGCUUAAUGUGUGCACUGGAACAGGAUCAAAAGCGUGGUCCUAUAAUAUUAACAAGGUAGCACAUCAAGCUGUUGAAGAGAUCCUUAGUAUUGCUAAAAACCAUGGGAGUUUGAAUAUGCCAUUGAACACAGAACUAGUACAAAAAGUAACAAAUGAUUACAAUGAGUCCCUGCUGUACAGUCCAGAAGAACCAAAGAUGUUUUUCAGUAUUCGAGAACCUAUUGUCAACAGAGUUUUCUCAAGUAGCCGCCAGCGUGGCUUCUCUUCAAAGGUCUGUGUCCGUUCCCGUUGCUGGGAUGCAUGUAUGGUUGUAGAUGGAGGAACGUCUUUUGAGUUCAAUGAUGGGGCGAUAGCCUCAAUAAUGAUCGAUACGGAGGAUGCACUGUGCACUGUUCUGCUGGAAGAAUGAAGGACCCAAGCAUCUUCUGCUGAAACAAUGCUGGAUCCAGAGAGGGAACUCCUGGGGAUAGACAGCACAUCACAAUGCUGCAUUAUGUUGGAAGUUGGCCUUUUUGGAUGCAAGAGCAUUUGGAGGAAGCUUGAGAUGCUUUCCAUUCCUUGGGGUUGGAGGAACCUUAGCCUGAUACUUUUUGCAUUUGGUGUAAAAGAAAUACAUCUGAAGUCUGACCUCUAAGUUCAGUGAAAAUUGGCAUUUUAACCCGCAAGGCAAACAUGAAAGAAAAUGUUUUGGAAACACUGGUAGAUGGGCUCAAGUGUUAAGUCAGUAGCACUAAAUAUUGAGAUGUACAGUGUUUUAGUAACAGUCUGUGACUGAUAAAACUAAACACCUUCAUACAUAUACUUCUGUAGAAAGGUUGACUGUUAGUCUAGCAAUUUGAUGCACGGAUUUUGGUAAAUCCUGAUGUUGAUGUAAUAGAAAUGGAAAUACAAAACUUUUGUAUGCUUUUCAAAAAUUUUACAACUUUGUAGUUUCAUACAACUUGUGACAAUUUUUUUUCCUCUUCCAGUAUUUUUUCUACUUUGUGAUUUACAUCAAAAGUCUGGUUUAAUCACAUCUUGAAUAAGUUAGCUCUUACUUCUCUUUUUUGGUUAGAGACAGGCUUGAGACCCAAGGGUUUUCUUGAGCUCUUUAACAGUAAUACACAAGCUACAGGAAACGUGUUGAAGUAAGAUAUGCUCCUUCACCGAAUGUAUUAGCUGGCUAGCAGGUGUUCAGUUACAGUAGUGUAUGUAGGUGGCUAUCACUAGGAAAGGUAUUUGGCGUUAUUAAGUUGAAUGGUUUGGAGUUUUAGGUUCCAAGUUUCUUUAUAAUUGACGAAUGGUAUGUACUGGGUGCUAGUAGUUGCAGCACAAGUUAAUAUCUGUGUCUCCCAGUUUUCCAAGUAUGUGUUUCUAACUUCCCUCCCCUCAGAACGUUUAAGUUUCCAGUCCUAUACUGAAUCUACUGAUAUCGAAUUGGGAAAAAAGAAAUUACAUGCCUCUGAUCAUGUGUUAGGUAAGUAAGUUGGUAAUAGAAAAAAGCUCUGAUCGUAGAAGAGAAAGCGACUUUGUAGAUAAUGUUUUAGAGAAACUGUGAACUAUGACUGCUUUUCAACAUCUGUGCUGGUAAUUGCAUAGAUGAGGAGGGCAGAAUUUGACAAAAUGAAGAUUACCACAGCAGGAAUCUUCUGUUACGUGACUUGAAACAAACGUACCUUGUCCUGUCUACUACAGAUCUAUUUGCAAAAGUGACUUCUCUUCAAACUACUUUUGAAUGAAGAGAGUUCUGUAACAGAUGUUCUCAGGUCAAGUAUGUUCUCCAGUGUGUCCAAUCAGUGUAUUUAUUGCCAAUCACAAAUUGAAAGCUGAUUGUUGUAGGUAGAGGAAGGGGAGAAUGGAUAUUUCCUUUUACUACUUAAGUGUUUGUAUUCACUCUAUGCUAGAAUUUGGAGAAAAUUGUUUUGACCAGACCAUUCAGUUCUAAGAAAAUGUGAUACUGAUGGAGCUUUUUGGAUAAGCUAUCACUGUGUGUGUACACUUCACCUUUCAAGUGUGCUGCAGAUUUAUUCACACUACCUACUUGAGUUACCAUGAUUGCAGAUCAGAGGGGAUAAACCAAAGUAGCCAAAUACUCUUUGCAAACUUGGUAGGUUCAGGAACUAUCAGAAUAAAGCUCUUAAAAUAUCUCAAAUUACCUUUAGACAGGUUUUUCAGAUUUAGUUGGAAAAGACUAAUCUUCCUUUGGAGAGUUAGCUGCACAGAGACUGGAGUGUUUUAGUUACUCCUAAUCCAUCUGUAACCAGUUAGGGAUGGUUGUAUGUGCCUCUGUCCAGUACACUAGUCAAUAUGCUGUUUAGAUUCAGAGAAACACCCCAGCAUCCACCAGUGCCGUUAACACUAAUUGAUGACUUCCUGUGACUUGACCACUGUGUUAGAUCAGAGGUUUAGGUAUUAAGUGUCCUUGAAUACCUGCACAGACAAUUUUAUUGAAGAAAACCCUGUUCCAUACUUAUAGAGACAUUUGAGUGUAUUGUUUUAAUGGAGGUGGAUUAGUCUGAUCAGGGUGCCCACCUCUGAAAGAUGCCUGUCAAUCCUUAUUAUGUGUGUCAAGAGUAAAAGGCAAUAUUUUCAGGCCCUACAGACUCAAAAUGUAGCCUGGUUUAGGGCUUAAGAGAUUUCACAGUCAAGUUCCUAAUCUACUUGCAAAAUGGAAACCUGACCUACUCAUGAGUGGCCUCUACUGGUUUUGUCUACACUUAAUUGCACUUCUGCUGAAGCAUUUACUGAUGAAUGCUUGAUUUAAAUAACAAGGAUGACUGAGAGAUCUAUAAUAAACAGUAAGCAGCUACCUUUUUUAUUAAAGAACUGUAGAAUCCUUUUUAAGGAUCCUUUAUUACAGGGGAUUGCAGUACAGACAACUUAAUAUGGCAGACAGUAUUCCACAACAGGACCGAGUUUAACACUGAUUUCACCUGCCUGGACUGGCAGUGAACUCUGCACCUCUUCUACCUGAUGAAUCAAAUCCGUGGUCGUUUCAGUUAGUGCCAGUCCACGCUGUGAUCUGCUAAACUAGACCUGUCAUUCUUUGAUUUUUUCUAAAAAAAAAAAAAAAACACCUGGUGUUUAUACAUUAUGUAAUAAAAAUUAAAAACUUAAUAAGAUA
Messenger RNA from Colius striatus (speckled mousebird), 4252 nucleotides. RefSeq names its product NAD kinase 2, mitochondrial (gene NADK2). The record is from RefSeq and is a predicted model, not a curated record. Gene Ontology annotation, molecular function: NAD+ kinase activity. The transcript is spliced from 12 exons. NCBI's taxonomy places the organism in Eukaryota, Metazoa, Chordata, Aves, Coliiformes, Coliidae. Gene Ontology annotation, biological process: NADP+ biosynthetic process; NAD+ metabolic process. Gene Ontology annotation, cellular component: mitochondrion. The coding region runs from base 116 to 1558 and encodes 480 amino acids.